Rotaria socialis is the source of this 522-nucleotide messenger RNA. The record is from the annotation of a GenBank genome assembly. Lineage: Eukaryota; Metazoa; Rotifera; Eurotatoria; Philodinida; Philodinidae.
AUGGAAUUGCUUCCUGUUCUAGCAAUUUUUUUUUUGCUACAUGUAGUUGGACGUGCUAGUGGUGCCAAGGAAUGUUGGACCUGCUCGUUUUCCGAUAAAACUGGUUGCGGAGAUCCGUUUAAGAUGGAUAAUCCAGGAAUAUCCAAGAAAGCAACUACGGAGGAUGGAUGGUGUUUGAAAGUAGUUCACGACAAGAAUUAUGCAAACCUAGUAGCACGUGGACCAGCUUCAGGUAAUGAAUGUACUAGCUCCGGCUGCUACAGAACUACGCGUCUUGUAAAUACUGAAUCAAGGCCGCUUCGUGAACAAGAAUUAGUUGCAUCUGCAGCUCAUCAACAAUCUGGUGCAUUUCCAAUUGUAUCGUCUGAAAUACCAACAUAUAAACGUGCAGAUCCUCCACAUGAUGUCGAUUGGCACUGUUGCUGUAAUGAAGAUCUCUGUAAUCAUGCUGCCAUCAAUUCAACACAUAGACACCUUGCAGGAUUAAUUCUUGUUUUCCUAGCUGUGCUAAAAAUCUAUUAA